AUCCUCAAAAACAGAAUCAUUGUUUUUUCGAAAAUUAAAUAAACUCUCCGAUCAUUUUUUUUUUUCUCCUCCUUUCUGAACACGAAAAUUUCAUCAGGUUUGAUUGAGGCGAAAAAUGGAUUGGGGCACCGUAACCACAGAAGAUCUGAUCGAGGCUCUACGCGAGGUCGACUGGUCAUCUCCGCCGCGUCCGCCAUCUGAAUUCUUCUCCCGAUUUACUUUCCCCCGAUCUUCAUCCAAAUGGAACAGUCGUGUCAAGUGCAAUCUUUACUACUACCGGACAAAUUACUUCAUUAUGAUUGUGGCUAUUCUUGCACUGGGGUUUCUUAGGAGGCCACUUGCUAUUGUUGCUGCUUUUUUGACAACUCUUAGUAUUGCUUUCCUAAAUGAUAGUUUCGCAGGAACUUUCAGUGAAAAGGUGACAAGAACUGUCAGGCAGUUUUCUCCUCAUUUAGCUGCAAAAAUGAGGCCUCCACUCACGCCAGUUAUUCGAGGGCGUCCAUCUGCUAAACGAGCAAUUUUCAUUUGUGGAAGGCCUCGUUGGGUGUUUGUCUUGGUAUUCUCUCUAGCGAGCUUCUUCCUUUGGUUUGUUUCCUGUGGCCUCUUAACUGUCUUGUGGGCAUUGGCUAUAGGGCUUCUUUCCACUCUUCUUCAUGCAAGCUUUAGGACACCUAAUCUGAAGGCUCGCCUUAACACAUUUCGUGAGGAAUUUCGAGCUGUCUGGCGCAACUAUAGCGAGCUGUAGCUUCCACGGAAUCGUUUUCGUCAGUUGUGGAGACUUUGCUAUAUAGCGCUGAGCUUUAAUAGUGUGGAUGGUGCAAUCUAUAGUAUUUUUUGACGUGGCUGCUUUCUCAAGUAACAAUCUGCGAUAUCUGCAAAUCAGCCACAGGUUGUAAAUUUCCUUGAAUUCUUACCAUAUCGUAUGGUACUGACUUCUACCAUUCAUGUACGUCUAAAAAUUAGUUAUGGACAUAGGUGCACAGUAAGUAUUUCCUAGAAAGUUGGGGUCUGUAUUAGAAGUCUAUUCUUAAUGUCUUUAAGAAACUCCUUGCUACUCUUACUGUUCAAAAGUGCAGUAAAGCUGAGUUCAGUUUAAA
Messenger RNA from Solanum stenotomum, 1097 nucleotides. Its product is annotated as PRA1 family protein A1-like. Lineage: Eukaryota; Viridiplantae; Streptophyta; Magnoliopsida; Solanales; Solanaceae. The record is from RefSeq and is a predicted model, not a curated record. The coding region runs from base 116 to 745 and encodes 209 amino acids. Gene Ontology annotation, cellular component: membrane. The transcript has 8 exons.